Molecule: messenger RNA, 2872 nt
Organism: Oryzias latipes (Japanese medaka)
Lineage: Eukaryota; Metazoa; Chordata; Actinopteri; Beloniformes; Adrianichthyidae
Gene: zmynd19
Product: zinc finger, MYND-type containing 19
Cellular component (GO): membrane; synapse; cytoplasm
Source: RefSeq, a predicted model, not a curated record
UCUCCCCGGUCCCGCCCCCCUCGCAGCAGCUCGCUCGGCUCUCCUGCGCCAGCGGUGGUGGUGUGUCACCGAGGCAGGGCUGCGGCCGGAUAGACCCGGACACAGGUCAAUUACCACUCGCUCAGUCCCAAAGUGGCAUCGCUGGGGAGCUACCUCGGCGAGCUGUCCAUCUCGGUUCCGAUUAAGUUGGAUCUACUUCCUCCCGGUGUCACUGCAAGACCGUUCUCCCCAUGUCGGAUUUCAAGCUCGGGAUCGUACGGCUCGGCCGUGUGGCCGGGAAGACAAAAUACACUCUAAUUGAUGAGCAGGACAUACCACUGGUGGAAAACUAUGCCUUUGAGGCACGCAUGGAGGUAGAUGCAGAUGGCAACGGGGCUAAAAUCUUUGCUUAUGCUUUUGAUAUCGGCAAAGGACGGUGGGCAGGCAGACCGCUGCAUGAGCUGCUGUGGGAGAAGCACAGAGGAGGCAUUGCUCCUAGUUUCCAAGUCAUCCACAUUAAUUCUGUGACGGUGGACAACCGACUAGAUAACCUACGGCUGGUACCGGUGGGCUGGAGCCCCAAGCCAGAGGAGAUUUCAAGCAAGCAGAGAGAGCAGUCUCUGUACUGGCUGGCCAUCCAGCAGGUCCCCGCGGACCCUGUGGAAGAGCAGUACCUGGAGCUGAGUCGCACACGCUACUACAAUGCUAACGGGGAGCUGGUGGAGGAGGAGGAGUGCUCCUGUACCUAUUACGAGUGCCAUUACCCUCCUUGUUCACUCAUCGAGAGGAGGCUGCGGGAGUUCAACAUCUGCGGUCGCUGCCAGGUGGCUCGCUACUGUGGCUCCCAGUGCCAGCAGAGAGACUGGCCCGCCCACAAGAAGCAAUGCCGCGAACGUAAGCGAGUACUGGCCCUGGAGUCGGAGCCUGAACGAUGAUCUCUCCUCAUCCUCCACAGAGGGAGAGGGAGGGAGAACACAGGGACAGGGUUAGGGUGGGAGCGGGUCGGAAGUGGAAAGCCGUGGAGCUUUGCUCACCAGAGACUAAUGACAGAGGACAUUGUGGACUGACAGUUCAGGGGGUCAGAAGAUUGCAGAGGGGAGAAGGAGAAUAAAGCAAAGACAUCUGCCACUUCCCAAAAACCUUUCCCCUGGGAAGGUUUCCCCCCCCCCCUUCUUUUUGGGCUUUAUUGUUCUUGAGGAGGGAGAACCUCGAGCUCAACCUGCUGCUAUGUUGGUUUUGUUUUUUGUUUUUUGUUUUUCAAAAGACGAGAAGCCGUCCCGUUGACAAACUGGACCAGCUUCUUUGGACCACACUCACACAGACCGUUGUCGUCAUCCACUUGUAUUCCUCCACCUAGCCACUGGGUGCCACAAUGUCUGCAUUAACAGCGGUGGGGGGGUUAUCUGUUGCUCAGCGGAUAAAGAGGGACAUGGACCUUUUCACUGUAAUGUGCCCCUCUCUGAUCCCUCACAGCUGCUGCGUUCAUGGUCGUGGACACCAUAGCCACCUCCGGGUCUUAUCUUAUUUCCUGCGCAGCCGAUUAUUACCUGAUAGAUGUCACGGAGAAAGUCACACUACCAGUGUUGAAGCGUUUGAAGGAGUGUUCGUGGAUGUAUGAACAUGUGCUGCCAGUCUGCUUCCAGGUUUGGUUAAUGUGCGUCUUUGUGCUUCUUAAAGGGGCCAUAAAUACUCAGAUUUUAAAGUCAUUUAAUCAGAAAUUGGUGAUUUAAUGAGAUUUUUUUUUUCACUGUUUCAAAGUAGUUGCCAAAUAAAGGCUUAAUUUUGUAUUUUGAUUUCCAAAUUGCAAGUUUUCCUUUUUCUCCCCUGUUCAUAUAAGCAGUUUUUUUUUUAAUUGCAUUGUCCAGGUACAGUUUACAAAAGCUGGUGGUGAUAAUACUUUCAAAGGCCUUGAAAAGCUUUUUUCCAUAUGGGUAAAAAAAAGCGGAUGUUUCCACGAAAAAAGUCAUUCUUCCCGCGAUCGUUUUCAUGUUCUCACAACAAACCUUGCUGGUGAUCACACCCAAACAAGAUGUGAAAGUUUUCUCUACCAAAGUGUCGUCUCACCUGUUGCCCGUUGAAAAUCCCUGCAGGCGUCUUCUUUUUUGCUAGUUCUUGACGGACAUUUCUCCUCGUCUGUAUGUUUGCCAGGUUGUUCUGAAUGCAUUCUGUGAGGUGUUUUGUGCAAGAAUCUGUUUUUUUUAAGUUGUCAAUUAUGUAUUUAUUUAAAUUGAUUGUGAAACCUGUUUUUGUAAUUAUUUGAAGGAGAGCUUUAGAAGUAAUUACUGAACAUUUGUCGUAUGGUUGAUGAGGGACUGAACACUGAGCGGUUACUGGAUUUUUCUUUUUUUCUUAUUUUUUUUGUUCCCUCAUGUUUGAAUGAGUGAGUCCUCACAGUUGCAUUUCAGCUCUUGUUCCACAACACAGCAGAAUAGUCACUAAAAUCUUCCAUUUGAGGGAUGUCAUGGAGUGCAAAACUUAAAGACCCCCCCCCCACUCCCUAGCAAAUGUACAUUUUAUUUUGAAAGAGUAUUGCCUUCCUUCCUUUCUUCUGUUACCAGCAAACACUUCAACAAUGGGUCCGUUUAUUUAAGCAUGUGUCUUUGCGGCUGGUUAGUUGUUUUUCUGUAAGCAAGACACAUUUUCAACAGUGCACUAAAGAUUUGGCUCUGAUGUUGGGGUACUUGUCAUAGAUUGGGGGGGGGGGGAGUGAAGGGAAGAGUGCAAACUUUUUUUUUUGACUGUACAGAUUGUCAAAUUUUCCUUUUUUUUUUUAAGAGUAUACGCAUUAAUUACAUUGAAUUUAGGAGCUACAGUAUGUGAAUGGAAGUGAAGUUGGAGAUAACUGACGGUUGCUUUUCCAGUGUAAAAUUAUAAUAAAAUGAAAUGAUCCUAA